AUGGUAUUGACCCGAAAACGCCAGGGCCGCAAUGACCGCGGCUUAACCGCCCGCGAUGUGAAGACUUAUUCAGAGUCGAGCAUUGCCAAUGUCCUCGAAGUUCCCAAUCUGAUCCGCAGCCAACUGGAAUCUUUUGACUGGUUCAAGACCAAAGGGCUUGCCGAGACGUUUAAAGACUGCUCGCCCAUCGUGGCGGGUAUCACCCGACGGUUUGCGAAUGGCGAAGCGUCGCGUCGCGCCGAGCGGUUCGAGCUGUACUUUCUGGAUCAUUGGUUUGACCCGCCCCAGUUUAGUCCUGAAGAGUGCCGCGAACGGGAAAUCACUUAUUCGCAACCGCUAUAUGUGCAGGCGCAGUUGCGGGACCAGGAAACCGGUGAGGUAACACAAUCUGACAUUUUCUUCGGCGAUGUCCCGAUGAUGACCGAUACCGGCACUUUCAUCAUCAAUGGAGCCGAGCGGGUGCUGGUGAGUCAGCUCCAGCGUGCGCCCAGCGUUUAUUACGAGCGCGAACCUUCGCAAGACCCGCCGUGUCCGGAAUGCGGGAAGAUCGAGAAUUGGUACUACAAGGGACGUAUCUCGGCCAGCCGGGGCGCUCGCAUCGAGCUGUCCACCUGGACCCACUACUACGCCCGCCGGCGCAACCAGCCGGAGGCGAUCAGCGUUAGCGUAGACCGCAAGCGCCGCAUGAGCGUGUCAAACUUCCUGCACGCGCUGGGAGUGGUGAGCGCUGAAGAGAUGCGGGCACUGUUUGCCGACCUGGACCCGGGUGAAUGCCGGCCGUUUGUCGCCGGGAUCCAGCCGGCUGAGGACCGGGAUUACAACCCCAAGGAAGAGGAACUGCGGUCCUUGUGGGAUCGGAUUCACCCAGACCGCGAGUUUGUGCAGGAACAGUCGUAUCGCAUCGGCCUGGCGCAGCGCAACCUCUACAAGUGGCUGCGGCCCGGUGAACCGGCCGUCCAGGUGGAUGGCGCUUGCACGUUCAUAAUGAACCACUUCUUCGAUGGACGGCGGUUCGACCUGGGUGAGGUUGGUCGCAUCAAGGUUGACCAGCGGCUGGGUCGUUCCGAGUCGCAGAUUCUGACCGAUGCCCAGAAACUGGUGUUGGAAUUCGUGCGGGAGCAGCACGCAAAGUCCGGCGACGGAACCACGGCCACCGAGAUUUUUGCGGCGUCCGGCCACGAGCACCGCAUCCUGUCGGACCGGGAUCUGGACGCACUCAUCAACUUUGGGUACCUGACCCGGCGGGCGGAUCGCCGCAUCGAACCGGUCGAGCUGUUUGCUGCCGGUGAUGACGAGCGGACGGUCAAUCUGUGGUCUUUGGACGCUGCCAACUCGGCGACGCUGUUGUCGCAAGCCGAGGGAUCGUCCGAGGAAUCUCUGGCGGUCAAGGUGCAGGUUCAGGUCACCGACACGUUGGGUGAUCCGGUUGCCAUCUCCGUUAUCCCGCUGCUGGCGGGCGUUGUUUCUGAUGAUGCCAUAACCUGCGGCGAAAUCACGAUUAUGAAAAACCGGUUCCGUGCUGAGCACAGCAUCGUUGAGGCCGGCCAACUUAUCUACGCUGAACGGGCGACGCAAGGGCCGUUGCAGUCGUGGGAAUUGACCCCGAUCCGCGCCCGCGCCUCUCGCAUUGUGGGUGUCGUUACCGAGGUGAAUACCGGACCCAACGGUAAUAUGCACCGGGUGAGGUUCAACUUGCCUGGUAUCGAGUUGCCGGAGCGCCGGGUGUUGGAUUUGAACGACAUCAUCGACACGUUGCGGGAACUCAUCAAGCAUCACACCGAAAACCUGGAGCCUCGCGACAACAUUGACCACCUGGGGAACCGCCGCGUGCGCGUGGCCGGUGAACUCAUGCGCGACCAGGUUCGUAUUGGCCUGCUGCGAAUGCACCGGAUGUUCCAGGACCGGGUGGGACGGCUGGAAAAGCCGGAAGACGCGGUGCCAGCCAAGUUGGUCAACGUGCGUCCCGUUACGGGCGCCAUUCGCGAGUUUUUCGGCGGGGACAAGCUGUCCCAGUUUAUGGACCAAACCAACCCGUUGGCCGAACUGACGCACAAGCGCCGACUGUCGGCGUUGGGUCGGGGCGGCCUGACCCGGGAGCGGGCGGGUUUCGACGUGCGCGACGUUCACGCAUCGCACUACGGGCGCAUCUGCCCCAUUGAGACACCGGAAGGCGCAAACAUUGGAUUGUUGAGCAGUCUGGCGGCCUAUGCACGCAUUGACCGGGCUGGGCUUCAUUGA
Molecule: messenger RNA, 2238 nt
Organism: Geodia barretti
Lineage: Eukaryota; Metazoa; Porifera; Demospongiae; Tetractinellida; Geodiidae
Source: the annotation of a GenBank genome assembly